Messenger RNA from Teleopsis dalmanni, 1164 nucleotides. Its product is annotated as complement component 1 Q subcomponent-binding protein, mitochondrial-like. The transcript has 5 exons. Gene Ontology annotation, cellular component: mitochondrial matrix. The record is from RefSeq and is a predicted model, not a curated record. Lineage: Eukaryota; Metazoa; Arthropoda; Insecta; Diptera; Diopsidae. The coding region runs from base 330 to 1142 and encodes 270 amino acids. Gene Ontology annotation, biological process: cytosolic ribosome assembly.
UAUGAAUUAGAGAAUUUCUUUUAUUAAAAAUGAAAUAAUGCUGAAAUAUAAGUUGUAAAAGUUGCAACAAAAAAAUGGGAAAUCACAUUUAAAUCAUUCAAUUAUAAUAUUAAAUAUAUAUUUGAUCAUUCGAGAAUAAUUCUCAUGUGGCUGAGAUCAGCACAACAUCAAUUUCCUACUAGGCAGUGUACGUGAACAGCUGUGCUGGUGGGGUUAUUUUCUUACAUCUGUUCUCAGCAUUUUUCAAGCACGUUAGAAUUGCUGUACCCGGCCGCUGAAGUUGCAUUUUAAUAAUAAAUUGUAAUUUUAUAAUACUAAGUCAAAAAAAAAUGAAUAAUUUAAUUAGAAAUACAUUUCGUUGGGCUACAAUUGCCACAAAUACCACCCCAAAUGCAUUGAAAAAUGUAUUUGGCAAGCGGGACUUUACGCGGACCUUGUGGCACAUGUCCAAGACUCCAGAGAAUUCAGGAUAUAACACAGUACUUGACUUACAUAAGCCGAGCAUAAACUGUAGCUGCGGUUGUGGUGGAAAAAAACAUGUGCAUACGAAAGGUGAACGUGAACUAGUAGAAUUUUUAACAGAAGAAAUUAUUGCUGAACGCAAAUCUCAAAAAUUCAAGAACGUGCCCACCUGUGUGGAUGGCUUCAAUGUUAAAUUGGAUGGUGCAGAAGUUGAAUUAAGCAAAGUUGGAGAUAAGGAAAAAAUUGUGGUUAAUUUUAAUGUAAACCAUACAGUUGAUUCGGAGGAGGAACCAGAAAUUAAUCCUAAUGAUGAUAAACCAAAUAUUGGUGAAAUGCGUAGUAAACCACAAUUUGAAGUUGACAUUGUGAGAGGCAACACGACACUAUCUUUCACUUGCUCUUUUCUUCAGGGCACUGCACAGGAGGGCGAAUACAAUGAUGUAUUCGGAAUUGAUGAAAUGGUCUUGUAUGAAAAUGAAUGGAAUGACAAAGUUUAUGCUGUCGCUGGCGAUGUUUUGGAUGGUUAUUUGUAUGAUUUGCUGAUGAACUUAUUGGAGGAGAAAGGAGUCACAAAUGAAUUUGCUGAAAAAUUAAGUGACUUAGCCACUGCCUAUGAACAUGCAUCUUAUAUUAAACUUUUGGAAAAUUUAUCAAAGUUUUCAUCUGGAAAACCAAUGUAAAUUAUUUUUAGUUUAAAAGGGA